AUGGAGACGACAAUUUCUGAAAUCCAAGUAGAAACCAAAGAUGAGAAGAGAUCAGCAGAAGUUAGUCUUCAGAACGAGAGGCAAGAGGAGAAAGCUUCCAUGCUCUGCUUCAAGAGAAGGAAGAAAACAACCAAAAGACUGAAGCCCGAGCCUGGUUCUGAAGCAGCUGAGAAAGCCAGAGAUUCUGAUCAACCACAGCCCAGAGGAGGGGCUUGGGCCUCAUUCAAACGUCUUGUAACAAGAAGGAGAAGGUCAGCUUCUUCAAAGCAACAAAAGCCCCUUGAGGCUAAAGUGCAACUGGAAAGAAAUACUGAGGAUACUGGGCUUUCCAAGAAAAUGGCAAAAUCCAAACUUAAAAUACCCUGCAUGAAAUUCUCCAGAAAUGAGAAAAGAAGCAGUCAUUCCAAAAUCAUAGAAGACUCAGACUGCAGCGUCAAAGUACAGGCAGAGGCUGAAAGUCUGGAUACAAAGACUCAGAUACAACCGAAUGACCAGGCAACAAGGACCCGGUCGACCCAGGAUCUAAGAGAAUGUGUUUCACAGAAAGAUGGAGGUGAAGUAGGUGAAACAGAUGUAAGGAACAGCAUCCCUUCUCCUGAAGAGAAAGUGAUUUCAGUAGAACUUGGAUUAGAUACUGGGCAUUCAGUUCUUCACACAGAAACUCUCAUUGUUGAAAAAGAUAUUGAAACGAGCCAGGAAGAAGAAGGUGUUCCGAAUGAGCUAGCAAGUCAACCUGAAACUUCAGAAACAGACCAGCAGCUUCCAGCAGUUUCUGAUGUUCCAGUCCCACCUGCCAUUCCUGAUCAACAGAUGGUGGAAGAAGACAGUAACAGAAUCCCAGAAAGUGAACCAAAUGAAAGUACAGAGCUUGUAUCUGAAGAGGGUAAGCCUGAAGGCACUGAAGUGAGUCCUGAUGAACCAGAUAGUCACGAAAAUGAGACUGAUGUGGAGGAGCCAAGAUCAGAAGAAAGCAAAAGGAUGGAGCCCAUUGCAAUUAUUAUUACAGACACUGAAAUCAGUGAAUUUGAUGUCAAGAAAUCGAAAAAUGUCCCUAAGCAAUUUUUAAUUUCAAUUGAAAAUGAGCAAGUGGGGAUUUUUGCCAAUGAUAGUGAUUUUGAGGGUAGAACUUCAGAACAGUAUGAAACACUCUUAAUAGAAACCGCUUCUUCCCUCGUCAAGAAUGCUAUCCAGUUGUCAGUAGAACAGCUAGUAAAUGAGAUGGUGUCUGAUGAUAAUACAAUAAACAAUCUUAUACAGUGA
Messenger RNA from Elephantulus edwardii (Cape elephant shrew), 1260 nucleotides. It is a transcript of the gene AKAP5, whose product is annotated as A kinase (PRKA) anchor protein 5. The record is from RefSeq and is a predicted model, not a curated record. Bases 1 to 1260 code for a protein of 419 amino acids. The transcript has a single exon. Gene Ontology annotation, cellular component: excitatory synapse; dendrite membrane; plasma membrane. Gene Ontology annotation, biological process: positive regulation of adenylate cyclase activity. Lineage: Eukaryota; Metazoa; Chordata; Mammalia; Macroscelidea; Macroscelididae. Gene Ontology annotation, molecular function: GABA receptor binding; molecular adaptor activity; beta-2 adrenergic receptor binding.